Messenger RNA from Lonchura striata (white-rumped munia), 1114 nucleotides. RefSeq names its product mitochondrial ribosomal protein S34 (gene MRPS34). Gene Ontology annotation, molecular function: structural constituent of ribosome. The record is from RefSeq and is a predicted model, not a curated record. Gene Ontology annotation, cellular component: mitochondrion. Lineage: Eukaryota; Metazoa; Chordata; Aves; Passeriformes; Estrildidae.
GCUUCCGGGAGAGGCGGGAGCAGUGGAUCCAAGUGCGGCGCUCGGUUCUGCUCCCUCUGCGCCCUCGGCCAUCGCCAUGGCCCGCAAGAAGCUGCAUCGGCCCAUCGCCGCCAUAGCCAAGAAGAUCCGCGAGUACCGGGAGCUGAAGGAUCGGCCGCGGGACUCUCAGCGCUUCGCCGUGGACUACGAGACCAUGCACCGGCCGCUAACGCAGAAACGGCUGCCCGUGCGGGCCUGGGAGGACGUGCGGAACGAGAACCGACUGUUGGCGCUGCUCUGCCGCCUGCCGCGCUUCGGCGUGGGCCGCACCGUCACCCGUAAGUCCUGGCUGUGGGCGCACCACGAACCUUGCUACUGGGUCAUCACCAAGGUGAAGGUGGACUACAUGGCCGAGAACAUGGACCAUGGAAGAGCCUGGGGCUACCUGACCUUCAAAGGCAAAACUGAACAGGAAGUAAGGGAGAUUGACAAAGCCAUGUACCAUGACUGGCGUAUGGUGCCCAAACACGAGGAGGAAGCCUUCAAGAAAUUCACCCCAGUGCCUGAGGUGACUGUUCGGUUCCUGCCAUACCCACCACUACUCCGAGCCAUAAUCCUUGCACAGUGGCAGAAGGAGGGAAGACCAGUCAUGGAAGAGCCAAUUAUUGAUGUGGAGAAAGUCCUGGCCUCUCCCCAAGAGUGGAAAAAGAAAAAAGCUACUGACACUGGUAUAGAGACUUCUUAGUGUCCUAAGCAGCCCAUGUACUCUCACUGCCUCUUAACAGCUCAGUGCACAAAGGGUCUUACAGAGCCCCUCUGUGCUCAUUGUGCUAGGAUGUCUCCAGAUUUCUCCUCAACCGUGUAUAGUCACCUCAUCUGAAAGGGAAGAUGCAGAUGUAGUCACACUCUUCUUCCAUAACUUUGGUUUCAGUAAGCAGAGGGGUCUUCUUGGUUCUUGGAUAGUCUUUAAAUACACAGCUUCAGUCAGCCAGCUGCAGUUCUUUGGAGCAUAACAUUUUUAAUAUAACUUGGGUCCUGAAUGAAUCACAGAAAAAUGAUUGAAUAUCACAGUAUUUCACGGAGCUCUGAAAAAAAUGUAUCUGCAAAUGGAAAUAAAUGUUUUCUUAAUUCUGCA